This is a messenger RNA of Spinacia oleracea (spinach), 456 nucleotides long. RefSeq lists its product as uncharacterized. Bases 1 to 456 code for a protein of 151 amino acids. NCBI's taxonomy places the organism in Eukaryota, Viridiplantae, Streptophyta, Magnoliopsida, Caryophyllales, Amaranthaceae. The record is from RefSeq and is a predicted model, not a curated record. The transcript has 3 exons.
AUGGUUACCUCAAGGACGUCAUCAAAGAGACACGCCCGAGAAAAUGAGAUAGACAGGCCAGUCCGAGCCGUAGCCGCCAAAUACCUAACCCCCAUAUCUUUCGAUGAAUCUGAUGCAGGGGACAUCUCGGACAAACAUCACGACGGCUUGGUAAUAUCUAUUCCUGUUGGAAACUGCAUGAUCAAACAAGUCCUUGUCGACAAUGGCAGUUCAACUAACGUGAUGAUGGUCGACGCCCUCAAGGAGAUUGGGCUCAACCCAGACACAGAUGAUGUCAAAAAAUCCACCGUGCUAAUAGGGUUCUGUGGCGAAGCAAAAACAACCUUCGGAGAAGUUACCCUACCUGUUUACGCACAAGGAAUCAACCAACAGUCCAAUUCUGAACCAACGAGCUACGAAGAGCCCAAAUCUGAACAACUCGACGAGAUCAUCUUGGACCCUGCGAAGCCAGAAUAG